ACACGGAGCUCCUCUCUCACACUCCGGACCACAUCAUAACUUUUGAGAGGUGGGAAAACGGCAGUGACUUCUCCUUCGUUUACGGCAGCAGAGGCUACAAGGACGCGCACCGGGGGGCCCAAUGGAGAAAUCCAAAAACUUCCGCAUAGACGCGCUUUUAGCAGUCGAUACACCCAAGGCGCAGACCUCUCCGCUUGCGCUUGUGACUUCCCUGUCCUCCUCCUCCAUCCCGUCGUCUGUAAGUGUGUCUGCCCCGGAGAUGACCACCAGCGCCGAGUCUUUGCGCACCGAGACGCCGUCUCCGCCGAGGAUUUCCACCUGCGGGUUGAUUCCCAAACCGGGUUUCCUCAACAGUCCGCACAGCAUGGUUGGAUUACAUCCGCAGAGUACCGCAGGGAUCCCCGCACAGGCUCUCUACGGCCAUCCCAUGUACACCUACUCCGCAGCUGCCCUCACAGGCCAACACCCUGCCCUGUCCUACUCCUACCCACACGGCUCCCAUCAUCACCACGCCAGUGAUCCCAUCAAACUGACAGCCAGCACCUUCCAGCUGGACCACUGGCUCCGGGUCUCCACAGCCGGAAUGAUGCUGCCAAAAAUGUCUGACUUUAAUUCUCAGGCGCAGUCCAACUUGCUUGGCAAGUGCAGAAGACCAAGAACUGCAUUCACAAGUCAGCAGCUGCUGGAGCUGGAGCAUCAGUUCAAACUGAAUAAGUACCUGUCACGACCGAAGCGCUUUGAAGUGGCUACGUCCCUCAUGCUGACAGAAACUCAGGUUAAAAUCUGGUUCCAGAAUAGACGCAUGAAGUGGAAGAGAAGUAAGAAGGCCAAAGAGCAGGCCGCCCAGGAGGCCGAGAAGCAGAAAGGCAGCAAGAGCGGCCAGGAGAAAUCUGACGGACUCGAACAGUCGGACUAUAACAGCAAGACAGACUCAAAAAAUGGCAGAAUAAGAGACUUUAGAGACAGUGACGACGAUGAAGGUGACAAUUUCCUGUACAACUCGUCAGACUGCUCCUCAGACGACGAGAGGAAUCACACCAGUGACCACAGCCCACAGCCUUGAAGCUGAAGAAGGGCGAAGGUGGCGAUCUCCAUUUAUAAUGACUGUAGUGGAUUUUCGCUAUAAAAAUGCAGUUGCAUGUAAUCCAACCUCUAAUCACCUCCAUGGAAUUAAUCAGCUUUUUUUUUGGUCAUGAAAAUAAUAAAAUUUAGGUCAAGAAUAGAUGAUCUUGGUGUCAUAAACAAGCAAUAAAGCAGGAGAUUUAAGUUUUAUAAUACACAUAGGAGAAUCAUUCAGCACUCGGCGAUAGGUAAACUGUGACAUAUUGCAUGGUUUAUAUGCAAACGCUGUAAACUGGCUCAGGACUUUGCAAUCUUUCCCUGCUGUGAUGGUUAGUUUGUCAGCAAUAAUCUUACAAUAAUAUCCUAUAGCCCACAGUAAAUAGUCCGCUAUCAUUUGUCUUAUUUUGGCCUUAUUUUUGUUCUUUGUGGUGUUAUACUUCCGCAGUGUGCCAUAUCACGCUGGGGGGAAAAGUUAUGUUUAUUUUUCUAUACUGUAUUUAUAAAACGGUCAUACCAGUGCAUGCUAAGUUAUCUCCCUUGGUGCAAACAAUGUGAAAUAAAAUGUUUUUAUAUAAAACUC
Molecule: messenger RNA, 1642 nt
Organism: Siniperca chuatsi (mandarin fish)
Lineage: Eukaryota; Metazoa; Chordata; Actinopteri; Centrarchiformes; Sinipercidae
Gene: mnx1
Product: motor neuron and pancreas homeobox 1
Exons: 3
Coding region: 122-1063 (313 amino acids)
Biological process (GO): endocrine pancreas development; regulation of DNA-templated transcription; central nervous system development
Cellular component (GO): nucleus
Molecular function (GO): sequence-specific double-stranded DNA binding; DNA-binding transcription factor activity, RNA polymerase II-specific
Source: RefSeq, a predicted model, not a curated record